Messenger RNA from Anisakis simplex (herring worm), 618 nucleotides. The record is from the annotation of a GenBank genome assembly. NCBI's taxonomy places the organism in Eukaryota, Metazoa, Nematoda, Chromadorea, Rhabditida, Anisakidae.
AUGACUCUAAUAGCAGUCUUUUUCACCGCAUUCAUUGCGUACACAUCCAUUGCCUAUGCCACAACCGAAACAGCCACCGUUACCAAAAAAGUUUUCUUUGAUAUCGAAAUCGGUGGUAACAAGGUUGGUCGUAUUGUGAUCGGUCUAUUCGGUAACGAUGUACCAAAAACUACCGAGAAUUUCCGUGCUUUAGCCACUGGUGAAAAAGGAUACGGCUAUAAAGGGUCUAAAUUCCAUCGUGUCAUCAAGGACUUCAUGAUUCAGGGAGGUGAUUUCACUGCGGGAGAUGGUACAGGAGGAAAGAGCAUUUACGGAGAAAAGUUUCCAGAUGAGAACUUCAAAUUACAGCAUUAUGGAGCUGGAUGGUUGAGUAUGGCGAAUGCCGGUAAAGAUACAAAUGGAUCGCAGUUCUUUAUCACCACAGUGAAAACGACGUGGUUAGAUGGGCGUCAUGUAGUAUUCGGAAAGGUUUUGGAAGGAAUGAAAGUCGUGAAAGAGAUAGAAGGUACAAAGACAGCACCCGGAGAUAAACCUGUAAAAGAUGUGGUAAUUGCUGAUUGCGGGGAGUUGCCUCUGGAUGGUCCUUUCGAUACACCAAAGGAGGGCGUUACUGCAUGA